Ixodes scapularis (black-legged tick) is the source of this 3032-nucleotide messenger RNA. RefSeq lists its product as uncharacterized. The transcript is spliced from 6 exons. NCBI's taxonomy places the organism in Eukaryota, Metazoa, Arthropoda, Arachnida, Ixodida, Ixodidae. The record is from RefSeq and is a predicted model, not a curated record. Bases 383 to 1633 code for a protein of 416 amino acids.
AACUCCGUGGGCCGCUGGCCGCGCUCUCUCCCUCCCCCUCCGUCCGCUUUCUCACGUAGUGCAACAAACACCUGUGGCUCCCUGCGUCUACCUGUGGCUCCUCUGUGUGAAAUCCGACUCCGCGUCAAAUCGUCGCCGGAAUCCCCACCCUACGCCCAAUGUCUCGUCGGCGAGAGCCCUCUCUGACGGCGUCGUUCUCGGCCGCUUCCACAGUGCCGUGUCGUUGACGCGCGGCGUGCCAGCGCGGAGGCUCGCCAUGGAGUACGCAGGAUAUGCUCGGAAUCCGAGCCACCGCCGGCGAGUACGGCAGAUCGCUGGCCGAUCCGUGGGUGUCCCGUGUGGCUGGUGUCCCGACGCGAGCCAUCAUUGAUGCUCGUGAAGCAUGGCGGUGAUGAACUCUGCCGGCUGCUGCGAACUGUUCGCCGCCGGCGUCUGUAUCGGAGUUUACACCAUGAUGGUGUACCUCGGCGCCUUCAUCAUGGAGCUCUGGUGGAUCAUCGAGUACAACAUCCAGCUGCCCGUGCCCGCCUAUGUGCUGGCGGCGGGCUACUUUUCCAACUUCCUCGUCUCCCUGUUCCUGCUGGCGGGACUCUUUCUCCGCAAGUCCAAGUACCUGCUGGGCUGGCUCUUCGUGUCCGUGCUCUUCUUUUUCCCGGAAUGCGGACUGGCGCUCUUCAUGAGCCUCCAGCACUGGGUAGGUACAUGCAGUCGCGGAAUUCUGUUUUGUGGGAGCGCUGUGGUUUGUUCACGGUGCUCGCGCGUCCGCUUCCCACCCGCGCAGAAGCUGAACAGCAAGGGCAUCACGGAGCUGGCCUUCUACAUCGUCCGAGCCGUGGUGAACGUGGUGUGCAUCGUGUGCGUGCAGUCGCUGUACACGCAGUGGAAACAAGAGAAGGCCGUCAUGAGGAGGCUGCAAAACCUCAAUGUGGUGACCUCGUACCGAGACCUGGGUCCGUCCAAGAGCCCGUCGAGCUCGGGCGCCCACGCAAAUGGCACCAGCAUCUCGUCCCGGGCGCGGUUCCUGGCCGACACCGAGCCCACGUACAUCGUGGCCCACAACUCCGCGCUCAAGCGGAGCAGCUCGUCUGUCUCGGGUCUGGUGAGCCGGAGCGGCCGGAUCAGCAACGGCGGCUCGUUCGGCCCGUCCUCCUUCGGCAAUGGGGCCUUCUGCAACGGCGCCUCCAACGGGGUCCUGGGACCGGGAAGCCCGGACUUCUACGCGCCCAACCCGGCCCUCUGGGGUCCCGGUCCCAGGUCCGAGUUCGACGCGUCCUCGUUCGCGGACUUUGUGGCCCGCGGCGCGGCGGGCGCGGCCAACGGCGGCGUGGUGCUCAGCGACUACAACCUCUCCAAGUCUACGUCUGACCUGCACCGCGAGCCCUGCUGGACAACGGGGGCAGGGACGUCCGUGGUAGACUACGCCACGCAGAGUUUGGACAGGCCCAAGUUCAGGAAACAAGGCCGGAACCGAUGGUCGUCGCUGGAGGAACUUGACGUCAGGGGCUUUGGGGACGUGACCCUGGAGCGGUUGCCUGAGCGGCCCUUCCAGUACCUAGACAGACCGGGCUCCGUGCUCAGGAUCGGGGACUCGGACACGAGCUCCAGCCACAGCAUCCGAGACAUUGCGCUCUGACAGCCGCUGGUGCGCGGGAGUCUGUCCCUUGCCGUUCGCCUGCAUGCCAUCCUCGAAGACAAGAGCACGCGGGACUGAAGUGUCUCCGUCCAGACGCAACUCUCAGUUGCGGGGAGCGGUAUGCCUUGCUGUCUUGCACUGUCCUCAGAGGGCUGCUCAUAUAGCCGGAACAAUCUCGACGAUGAUGUCGGAAUGUGCUUACCAGAAACCAGCCGCUAAAGGGUGCUUUAGUAUACAUCGUGACUCAGCAUCGUUCUCAACAUUAGAAAGCAUUUAAGGAAACUUUUUUUCGCGUUACCGAAGCAAUAUCGUACGAUCGGUGCAAGACGCUGUCUGGCCUGCUACUGCGAUAUACCUUCCCCAAAACUUCGUUGCUGAGAGCGUAUAGCGCACAGAGGCAAGCGGGUAGCCCCAUAGGCGCCGACUACGAGAGGGCACGGAGGCUCGAGUUUCGCUCCCCCCGCCGGCGGCGGAUUCCAACUUCCUCACGGAGUAAAACCAUAGAGCAAAUCCAGGGCCCAGCUUGGCCUAUUCGAGCGUCCCGUUCCUUCACAAACAGGAGAGGAGACGACGGUGACCCUUUCGUGCCGACAAUUCCCCCCGGAAGGGGGGAACCGUCGGCACCCCCCCAAGGGAAUUGUAAACUUUUUGCCUGUGGGUAGCCCGUCAUCAUCGCUCUGAAAUCGGUUGGGUAUGUUUCCCAAUCGAUCUUGGUCGUAUUGAUGGCUGGGAAACGGAUAUCAGAAACUCUGUCUGUGUUCCCAUUCCUGAAUUUGAGCCUUUUAGUAGAUCGUUCCGAUAACGAGACCCGAUACUUUUCCGGUGCCUUUGCGCAUGCAUGGUAUCGUUAUCGGGUAUUGUUAUCAGAAAUCUCGGAACGUUCUACUAAAACUCCCUAUUUAUAUGACGGUUUCCGAGUCGGGAGUGGAUAGGUCGCCCUGACGAUUGGGGAAGGCGUUUUUGCAAUAGAGCUUUAGUAGAUCGUUCUGAUACAUCCGGUAACGGUACCCGAUAACGAUACUAUGCAUGCGGAAAGGUGGCGUAUCGGUAUCGGAGUCAUCGGAAGGAUCUACCAAAACUCCCCAGUGAGCUGCCGCACUGCCGCCCACCAUGCCGCCAUUUGCUUUGACGUUUUAACGCCGUGUGCCAACUUCACGUGUGAAAACCUUUUUGUAAAAUCUAGAUUUUAACAAUCCGGACCGCGAGGUGGACGUCCGAUUUUAAAAAUCCUUCAGCGAAAAAGAAGGACGACGAGGAUCGCCAGCGGUGCAGCCGAAUCUUUCUAUCCCAGUGCCUUUUUAUCCCGACGCCUCCUCCGACGCGGUCAUUUUUUUACUCGAGGAAAAUAAAACUAUUUUUCUAUUAAUAAAGGGACCGUCGUGUCCGAUUACGUUCUUGA